CUCAGAACAUAAAAUGUAUAUGACAGACAAUGAACUGGCGUGAACUGGACAUCAAAUUGCCAAAUUAAAGUGAAAAGAGAAGAUUUUAAAAAUAAUGAACAAACAACACUGUGACCUCUGACAUUUAAAUCAAUGUCAAGUUUAAAAUUAACACAUAAACAGUGCUAGCAGACCUUAAAAAGAAAGUUAUGACAGUAAAUUUGGACCAAACUUACGGGUAAUACUCAAGAGAGUGAUCUAGUGCUGAUUGCAGUUUUGAAGACGCCAAACGUCAGGAUUUUAGUACUUUUAGUAAAAACCAAAUGAAAAAAAAGUUACCUGCGCUCUUUCCACAUCCCUAUGUAUUUUUAAACAAAUGGAGGUUUUUAGUUACCACCAAUGGCCAUGAGAGUGUAUGCCCACCUGCCACGUCAAGGCAGACCUCUUAGGUGGGUCCUAACUCUAACCAUUCACCUUGCUUCCUUGAGCUUUUGGCAAAGAUAUCUCUAAUGAGACAGAAAGGGGUAUUCAUUAUAUACAUCCCUACAUACUUAUUAACCCUUAAUAGGGAACACAUGGGAUGGGCAGCAGCAUAGUAACCUAAUGGUGUGAUACAAAAGUGAAUACAAAUACAAAGAAACAAGUCUUUAGCGCAGGACUUGUUUCUUUGUAUUUUAGUGCUUUUAGCACAUUGCGCACAUUGAGUAGAUGAUCAGAUUGCAUACUGAGCUCUCACUGAAUAAAAAAUAACUAAUUGAUUUGUCUGGAUCCAACAUCAUAUGUGGAUGUAAGAUAUUAAUAAAGACACAUUUUACAUAUUACUUUUUGUCUAUUUGAAUUCCUGUUUACAUAGUGUAAUAGCCAUAUAAAAAGACAGAUAUAUUAAUAAUCCAGACACAGUGAUGUGUGAUGACACCCAACUGAAUUCCAGUUCUACAUGGUGCGAGUUCACGGAUGUCCACAGGUCAAAAUCUACAGAGAUCCUUCUGCCAAAACAUCUAAAGAACCUUCUUCCCAUCUUGAAAGGAAGGCCUCGUGAGUUAUAAAUACAAACCUCUAAUAUGAAACCAGAGCUACAUGGCUCAUCAGUAUACACCUCUCAUAUGAAACCAGAGCCAAGUGGGUUAGUAACUCAUGAGGUUCCAAGUCUUUGUCCAGUCACCAUAUAAGGUUCUGUGCAUCUGUCUACUCACUAUACUACAUUUUAAGUUCUAUCCAAUCAGUGCAUGAGGUUCUUUUAAAGGUCACUUUACAAAGUUCUUUGUCUUUGGUUUUUCACUACAAAUGGUCCAUGUUUCUACUCGCUAACAAUAAAAUAUUUAGUUUUUGCCUGAUAACUAUAGAGGGUCACGCUGUCCAGUCGCUAUACAAGGUUCCAUGUCUGCGUCCAGUCACAAUCACAAGGAUCAAUGUCUGCGUCCAGUCACAAUCACAAGGUUCAAUGUCUGCGUCCAGUCACAAUCACAAGGUUCAUGUCAAGGUAUCAUGUCUGCGUCCAGUCACAAUCACAAGGUUCCAUGUCUCUGUCCAGUCACAAUCACAAGGGUCCAUGCCUGCAUCCAGUCACAAUCACAAGGUUCUAUGUCUGCAUCCAGUCACAAUCACAAGGUUUCGUGUCUCUGUCCAGUCACAAUCACAAGGUUCCGUGUCUCUACAAUAACAAGGUUUCUUGCCUGCGUCCAGUCACAAGGUUCCAUGGCUCUGUCUAGUCAAAAUCACAAGGUUCCAUGUCUGCGUCCAGUCACAAUCACAAGGUACCAUGUCUGGGUCCAGUCACAAUCACAAGGUUCCAUGUCUGGGUCCAGUCACAAUCACAAGGUUCCAUGUCUGGGUUCAGUCACAAUCACAAGGUUCCAAGUCUGCGUCCAAUCACAAGGUUCCAAGUCUGCGUCCAAUCACAAUCACAAGGUUCCAUGUUUGCGUCCAGUCACAAUCACAAGAUUCCGUGUCUCUGUCCAGUCACAAGGUUCCAUGUCUGCGUCCAGUCGCAAUCACAAGGUACCAUGUCUGCAUCCAGUCACAAUCACAAGGUUCCAUGUUUGAGUCUAGUCACAAUCACAAGGUUCCACGUCUGCGUCCAGCCACAAUCACAAGGUUCCACAUCUGCGUCCAGUCACAAUCACAAGAUUUCAUGUCUCUGUCCAGUCACAAUCACAAGGGUCCAUGCCUACAUCCAGUCACAAUCACAAGGUUCCAUAUCUGCGUCCAGUCACAAUCACAAGAUUUCAUGUCUCUGUCCAGUCACAAUCACAAGGGUCCAUGCCUGCAUCCAGUCACAAUCACAAGGUUCCAUGUCUGCGUCCAGUCACAAUCACAAGGUUCCAUGUCUGCGUCCAGUCACAAUCACAAGGUUCCAUGUCUGAUUCCAGUCGCAAUCACAAGGUUAACAAGGUUCCAUGUCUCUGUUCAGUCACAAUCACAAGGUUCGAUGUCUGCGUCCAGCCACAAUCACAAGGUUCCAUGUCCGCUUCCAGUCACAAUCACAAGGUUCCAUGUCUGCGUCCAGUCACAAUCACAAGGUUCCAUGUUUGAGUCUAGUUACAAUCACAAGGUUCCACGUCUGCGUCCAGCCACAAUCACAAGGUUCCACAUCUGCGUCCAGUCACAAUAACAAGAUUUCAUGUCUCUGUCCAGUCACAAUCACAAGGGUCCAUGCCUGCAUCCAGUCACAAUCACAAGGUUCCAUAUCUGCGUCCAGUCACAAUCACAAGGUACCAUGUCUGGGUCCAAUCACAAUCACAAGGUCCCAUGUCUGCGUCCAAUCACAAUCACAAGGUCCCAUGUCUGCGUCCAAUCACAAUCACAAGGUCCCAUGUCUGCGUCCAAUCACAAUCACAAGGUCCCAUGUCUGCGUCCAAUCACAAUCACAAGGUUCCAUGUCUGCAUCCAGUCACAAUCACAAGGUUCCAUGUCUGCAUCCAGUCACAAUCACAAGGUUCCAUGUCUGAUUCCAGUCACAAUCACAAGGUUCCAUGUCUGAUUCCAGUCACAAUCACAAGGUUCCGUGUCUGCUUCCAGUCACAAUCACAAGGUUCCAUGUCUCUGUCCAGUCACAAUCACAAGGUUCCAUGUCUGCGUCCAGCCACAAUCACAGGGUUCCACAUCUGCGUCCAGUAACUAUCACAAGAUUCCAUGUCUCUGUCUAGUCACAAUCAUAAGGUUCCAUGGCUGCGUCCAGUCACAAUCACAAGGGUCCAUGCCUGCAUCCAGUCACAAUCACAAGGUUCCAUGUCUGCAUCCAGUCACAAUCACAAGGUUCCGUGUCUCUGUCCAGUCAAAAUCACAAGGUUCAAUGUCUCUGUCCAGUCACAAUCACAAGGUACAAUGUCUCUGUCCAGUCACAAUCACAAGGUACAAUGUCUGCGUCCAGUCACAAUCACAAGGUUCCGUGUCUCUGUUCAGUCACAAUCACAAGGUUCAGUGUUUACGUCCAGCCACAAUCACAAGGUUCCAUGUCUGCUUCCAGUCACAAUCACAAGGUUCCACGCCUGCGUCCAGUCACAAGGCUCCAUGUCUCUGUAUAGUCAAAAUCACAAUGUUGCAUGUCUCUGUCCAGUCACAAGCACAAGAUUCCAUGUCUGGGUCCAGUCACAAUCACAAGGUUCAAUGUCUGCGUCCAGUCACAAUCACAAGGUUCCAUGUCCGAGUCCAGCCACAGGUUCAGUGUCUGCGUCCAGUCACAAUCACAAGGUUUCGUGUCUGCGUCCAGUCACAAUCACAAAGUACUAUGUCUGGGUCCAGUCACAGUCACAAGGUUCCAUGUCUGCGUCCAAUCACAAUCACAAGGUCCCAUGUCUGCGUACAAUCACAAGGUCCCAUGUCUGCGUCCAAUCACAAUCACAAGGUCCCAUGUCUGCGUCCAAUCACAAUCACAAGGUCCCAUGUCUGCAUCCAGUCACAAUCACAAGGUUCCAUGUCUGCAUCCAGUCACAAUCACAAGGUUCCAUGUCUCUGUCCAGUCACAAGCACAAGAUUCCAUGUCUGCAUCCAGUCACAAUCACAAGGUUCAAUGUCUGCGUCCAGUCACAAUCACAAGGUUCCAUGUCCGAGUCCAGCCACAGGUUCAGUGUCUGCGUCCAGUCAUAAUCACAAGGUUUCGUGUCUGCGUCCAGUCACAAUCACAAAGUACUAUGUCUGGGUCCAGUCACAAUCACAAGGUUCCAGGUCUGCAUCCAGUCACAAGGUUCCAUGUCUGCAGCCAAUCACAAGGUUCCAUGUCUGCGUCCAGUCACAAUCACAAGGUUCCAUGUCUGCGUCCAGUCGCAAUCACAAGGUUCCGUGUCUGAUUCCAGUUGCAAUCACAAGGUUCUGUGUCUGCUUCCAGUCACAAUCACAAGGUUCCGUGUCUCUGUCCAGUCACAAGGUUCCAUGUCUGAUUCCAGUCGCAAUCACAAGGUUCACUGUCUGCGUCCAGUCACAAUCACAAGGGUCCACAUCCUCGUCCAGUCACAAUCACAAGAUUCCAUGUCUCUGUCCAGUCACAAUCACAAGGUUCCGUGUCUCUGUCCAGUCACAAGGUUCCAUGGCUGCGUCCAGUCACAAUCACAAGGUUCCAUAUCUGCAUCCAGUCACAAUCACAAGGUUCCAUAUCUGCAUCCAGUCACAAUCACAAGGUUUCGUGUCUCUGUCCAGUCACAAUCACAAGAUUCAAUGUCUCUGCCCAGUCACAAUCACAAGGUACAAUGUCUGCGUCCAGUCACAAUCACAAGGUUCCGUGUCUCUGUCCAGUCACAAUCACAAGGUUCCAUGUCUCUGUCCAGUCAGAAUCAUAAGGUUCCAUGUCUCUGUCCAGUCACAAUCACAAGGGUCCAUGCCUGCAUCCAGUCACAAUCACAAAGUUCCAUGUCUGCAUCCAGUCACAAUCACAAGGUUCCAUGUCUCUCUCCAGUCAGAAUCAUAAGGUUCCAUGUCUCUGUCCAGUCAGAAUCAUAAGGUUCCAUGGCUGCGUCCAGUCACAAUCACAAGGGUCCAUGCCUGCAUCCAGUCACAAUCACAAAGUUCCAUGUCUGCAUCCAGUCACAAUCACAAGGUUCCGUGUCUGCAUCCAGUCACAAUCACAAGGUUCCGUGUCUGCAUCCAGUCACAAUCACAAGGUUCCGUGUCUCUGUCCAGUCACAAUCACAAGGUACAAUGUCUGCGUCCAGUCACAAUCACAAGGUACAAUGUCUGCGUCCAGUCACAAUCACAAGGUUCCAUGUCUCUGUCUAGUCACAAUCAUAAGGUUCCAUGGCUGCGUCCAGUCACAAUCACAAGGGUCCAUGCCUGCAUCCAGUCACAAUCACAAGGUUCCAUGUCUGCAUCCAGUCACAAUCACAAGGUUCCGUGUCUCUGUCCAGUCAAAAUCACAAGGUUCAAUGUCUCUGUCCAGUCACAAUCACAAGGUACAAUGUCUCUGUCCAGUCACAAUCACAAGGUACAAUGUCUGCGUCCAGUCACAAUCACAAGGUUCCGUGUCUCUGUUCAGUCACAAUCACAAGGUUCAGUGUUUACGUCCAGCCACAAUCACAAGGUUCCAUGUCUGCUUCCAGUCACAAUCACAAGGUUCCACGCCUGCGUCCAGUCACAAGGCUCCAUGUCUCUGUAUAGUCAAAAUCACAAUGUUGCAUGUCUCUGUCCAGUCACAAGCACAAGAUUCCAUGUCUGGGUCCAGUCACAAUCACAAGGUUCAAUGUCUGCGUCCAGUCACAAUCACAAGGUUCCAUGUCCGAGUCCAGCCACAGGUUCAGUGUCUGCGUCCAGUCACAAUCACAAGGUUUCGUGUCUGCGUCCAGUCACAAUCACAAAGUACUAUGUCUGGGUCCAGUCACAGUCACAAGGUUCCAUGUCUGCGUCCAAUCACAAUCACAAGGUCCCAUGUCUGCGUACAAUCACAAGGUCCCAUGUCUGCGUCCAAUCACAAUCACAAGGUCCCAUGUCUGCGUCCAAUCACAAUCACAAGGUCCCAUGUCUGCAUCCAGUCACAAUCACAAGGUUCCAUGUCUGCAUCCAGUCACAAUCACAAGGUUCCAUGUCUCUGUCCAGUCACAAGCACAAGAUUCCAUGUCUGCAUCCAGUCACAAUCACAAGGUUCAAUGUCUGCGUCCAGUCACAAUCACAAGGUUCCAUGUCCGAGUCCAGCCACAGGUUCAGUGUCUGCGUCCAGUCAUAAUCACAAGGUUUCGUGUCUGCGUCCAGUCACAAUCACAAAGUACUAUGUCUGGGUCCAGUCACAAUCACAAGGUUCCAGGUCUGCAUCCAGUCACAAGGUUCCAUGUCUGCAGCCAAUCACAAGGUUCCAUGUCUGCGUCCAGUCACAAUCACAAGGUUCCAUGUCUGCGUCCAGUCGCAAUCACAAGGUUCUGUGUCUGAUUCCAGUCGCAAUCACAAGGUUCUGUGUCUGCUUCCAGUCGCAAUCACAAGGUUCUGUGUCUGCUUCCAGUCACAAUCACAAGGUUCCGUGUCUCUGUCCAGUCACAAGGUUCCAUGUCUGAUUCCAGUCGCAAUCACAAGGUUCACUGUCUGCGUCCAGUCACAAUCACAAGGGUCCACAUCCUCGUCCAGUCACAAUCACAAGAUUCCAUGUCUCUGUCCAGUCACAAUCACAAGGUUCCGUGUCUCUGUCCAGUCACAAGGUUCCAUGGCUGCGUCCAGUCACAAUCACAAGGUUCCAUAUCUGCAUCCAGUCACAAUCACAAGGUUCCAUAUCUGCAUCCAGUCACAAUCACAAGGUUUCGUGUCUCUGUCCAGUCACAAUCACAAGAUUCAAUGUCUCUGCCCAGUCACAAUCACAAGGUACAAUGUCUGCGUCCAGUCACAAUCACAAGGUUCCGUGUCUCUGUCCAGUCACAAUCACAAGGUUCCAUGUCUCUGUCCAGUCAGAAUCAUAAGGUUCCAUGUCUCUGUCCAGUCACAAUCACAAGGGUCCAUGCCUGCAUCCAGUCACAAUCACAAAGUUCCAUGUCUGCAUCCAGUCACAAUCACAAGGUUCCAUGUCUCUCUCCAGUCAGAAUCAUAAGGUUCCAUGUCUCUGUCCAGUCAGAAUCAUAAGGUUCCAUGGCUGCGUCCAGUCACAAUCACAAGGGUCCAUACCUGCAUCCAGUCACAAUCACAAAGUUCCAUGUCUGCAUCCAGUCACAAUCACAAGGUUCCGUGUCUGCAUCCAGUCACAAUCACAAGGUUCCGUGUCUGCAUCCAGUCACAAUCACAAGGUUCCGUGUCUCUGUCCAGUCACAAUCACAAGGUACAAUGUCUCUGUCCAGUCACAAUCACAAGGUACAAUGUCUGCGUCCAGUCACAAUCACAAGGUUCCGUGUCUCUGUUCAGUCACAAUCACAAGGUUCAGUGUUUACGUCCAGCCACAAUCACAAGGUUCCAUGUCUGCUUCCAGUCACAAUCACAAGGUUCCAUGCCUGCGUCCAGUCACAAGGUUCCAUGUCUUUGUAUAGUCAAAAUCACAAUUUUCCAUGUCUCUGUCCAGUCACAAGCACAAGAUUCCAUGUCUGCGUCCAGUCACAAUCACAAGGUUCCAUGUCCGAGUCCAGCCACAGGUUCAGUGUCUGCGUCCAGUCACAAUCACAAGCUUCCGUGUCUGCGUCCAGUCACAAUCACAAAGUACUAUGUCUGGGUCCAGUCACAAUCACAAGGUUCAAUGUCUGCGUCCAGUCACAAUCACAAGGUUCCAUGUCUGAGUCCAGCCACAGGUUCAGUGUCUGCGUCCAGUCACAAUCAUAAGGUUUCGUGUCUGCGUCCAGUCACAAUCACAAAGUACUAUGUCUGGGUCCAGUCACAAUCACAAGGUUCCAGGUCUGCAUCCAGUCACAAGGUUCCAUGUCUGCAGCCAAUCACAAGGUUCCAUGUCUGCGUCCAGUCACAAUCACAAGGUUCCAUGUCUGCGUCCAGUCACAAUCACAAGGUUCCAUGUCUGAUUCCAGUCGCAAUCACAAGGUUCUGUGUCUGCUUCCAGUCACAAUCACAAGGUUCCGUGUCUCUGUCCAGUCACAAGGUUCCAUGUCUGCAUCCAGCCACAAUCACAAGGUUCCACAUCUGCGUCCAGUCACAAUCACAAGAUUCCAUGUCUCUGUCCAGUCACAAUCACAAGGUUCCGUGUCUCUGUCCAGUCACAAGGUUCCAUGGCUGCGUCCAGUCACAAUCACAAGGUUCCAUAUCUGCAUCCAGUCACAAUCACAAGGUUCCAUAUCUGCAUCCAGUCACACCGCUGGGCAGUUUCUGUCUCGCCCCGCCAAGCAAUUACAAGUGAUCUACUGCUCCUGGGUUCAGUCAGCAAUCAAGGCAAAGGCCGUUCAAGGCCUGCUGCUACCUCCUCAAGGUUCCGUGUUCCUGCACCAGUCACAUCAUAAGCCCAGUGUUCGCGCCCCUGUUACAAUCACAAGGUUCAGGCUCAAGGCCCAGCUACAAUCAAGGUUCCAUGCCCGUGUCAAGUUACAAUCACUAGGUUCCAUGUGUCUGUCCAGUCAGGACCAAGGCAGUUCCAUGUCUCUGUCCAGUCACAAUCACAAGGUUCCAUGUCUCUGUCCAGUCACAAUCACAAGGUUCCAUGUCUCUGUCCAGUCACAAUCACAAGGUUCCAUGUCUCUGUCCAGUCACAAUCACAAGGUUCCAUGUCUCUGUCCAGUCACAAUCAUAAGGUUCCAUGUCUCUGUCCAGUCAGAAUCAUAAGGUUCCAUGGCUGCGUCCAGUCACAAUCACAAGGGUCCAUGCCUGCAUCCAGUCACAAUCACAAAGUUCCAUGUCUGCAUCCAGUCACAAUCACAAGGUUCCAUGUCUCUGUCCAGUCAGAAUCAUAAGGUUCCAUGUCUCUGUCCAGUCAGAAUCAUAAGGUUCCAUGGCUGCGUCCAGUCACAAUCACAAGGGUCCAUGCCUGCAUCCAGUCACAAUCACAAAGUUCCAUGUCUGCAUCCAGUCACAAUCACAAGGUUCUGUGUCUGCAUCCAGUCACAAUCACAAGGUUCCGUGUCUCUGUCCAGUCACAAUCACAAGGUUCCAUGCCUGCGUCCAG
Molecule: messenger RNA, 8974 nt
Organism: Pelobates cultripes (western spadefoot toad)
Lineage: Eukaryota; Metazoa; Chordata; Amphibia; Anura; Pelobatidae
Source: the annotation of a GenBank genome assembly